Messenger RNA from Leptosomus discolor (cuckoo roller), 1724 nucleotides. RefSeq names its product ALG10 alpha-1,2-glucosyltransferase (gene ALG10). Gene Ontology annotation, cellular component: endoplasmic reticulum. Gene Ontology annotation, molecular function: dolichyl pyrophosphate Glc2Man9GlcNAc2 alpha-1,2-glucosyltransferase activity. The record is from RefSeq and is a predicted model, not a curated record. Lineage: Eukaryota; Metazoa; Chordata; Aves; Leptosomiformes; Leptosomidae. Gene Ontology annotation, biological process: protein N-linked glycosylation; dolichol-linked oligosaccharide biosynthetic process.
CUGUCGUGCCUGCUCUUCGCGGCGAUCGGCCGCCGCCAGCGCGGGCCCUACAUGGACGAGGCCUUCCACGUCCCCCAGGCGCAGGCCUACUGCCACGGCCGCUUCCUCCAGUGGGACCCCAUGAUCACCACACUGCCAGGCUUGUACCUGUUCUCAGUGGGAGUAGUGAAGCCCGCAGCAUGGCUCUUCGGGUGGACAGGAAGCGUGGUGUGCUCUGUGGGAAUGCUCAGGUUUAUUAACCUCCUUUUCAGUGCUGGGAACUUCUACUUGCUGUAUUUACUUCUGUUCAAGAUCCAUCAAAAGAAUAAGGAUGUGUCCCGUUUCCAGAGAGUCUUGUCUACGUUAACUCUUGCAAUAUUUCCUACCCUUUAUUUUUUUACGUUCCUUUAUUACACGGACCCAGGAUCAGUAUUUUUUACUCUCUUUGCCUAUUUAAUGUGCCUUUAUGGUAACCAUAAAACUUCAGCUUUCUUUGGAUUUUGUGGCUUCAUGUUUCGUCAGACAAAUAUUGUGUGGACAGUUUUUUGUGCUGGAAAUGUUGUUGCGGAGAAGCUAAAUGAAGCCUGGAAGACAGAGUUACAGAAAAAGAAAGAUGAAAAGGUUUCUUCCAGGAAAGGAUCGUUUUCAGAUUUGAUCAGAAUAUUGCAGUUUCUCGUUCAAUAUCUCUUAUCUCCUAAAAACUUAGUUACACUUAUCGCUUUAACUUGGCCAUAUGUCAUAUUAGUAAUUGCGUUCUUUGGUUUUGUCUUCAUCAAUGGUGGAAUAGUUGUUGGUGACAGAAGUAGCCAUGAAGCCUGUUUGCACUUCCCUCAGCUGUUCUAUUUUUUGUCCUUUACUACCUUUUUUUCAUUCCCUCAUUUAUUGACCCCUACUAAAAUCAAGAAAUUCCUUCUGUCAUUACAAAAGCACCCUGUGCAGUACAGCUUAAUCACUGUCAUCUGUUUAUUCCUGAUCUGGAAGUUUACCUAUGUUCAUAAGUAUUUACUAGCAGAUAACAGACAUUAUACAUUUUAUGUCUGGAGAAAAGUCUUCCAAAGACAUGAGCUGGUAAAAUAUGUAUUAGUUCCAGUCUAUAUAUUUGCUGGCUGGAGUUUUGCUGAUACACUCAAAUCAAAAUCAAUAUUCUGGAUCUUAAUGUAUUUUCUGUGCUUACUAGCAGUCACGGUUCCUCAAAAAUUGCUAGAAUUUCGUUACUUUAUUUUGCCAUUCUUAAUAUAUAGGCUCAAUAUUCCAUUCCCAUCUCUAUAUAGACAACUUUUGGAGUUGGCUUUUUAUAUUGUUGUGAAUGCUGUAACUUUUUAUCUUUUUCUAAACAGAACAUUCCAAUGGCCAAAUAGUGAUGAAAUCCAGAGGUUUAUGUGGUGACUUUUUUUUUUUUUUUUUUUUUUUGGUAUUUUCAUACUCCAAGGAAAACCCAGUUCUGUUUCAGGACUGUGGACUCUGGAAUGAAGCAGUGUGUUGUGCAUUAUGUAAGGACGUUUUUCCCCAGUUGGAACUGGGGGAGUAAGCUGUUUGCUUAUUUCUUGGAACUGAAUGUGAGAUCUGAUCUGUUGUGAUGUGAAGAUAUUCCAUAUAUUGAAUGUAUGAGCUCCUGGAAUUAACAAAUUCAGUAUGAGGGGGAAUUUGAGAACACUUUUCUGUAAUUAAUGUGAAAUAAGGGAAAUGUUUACCAUCCUUUUUCAUUAUAAUAAAAUAUUAUAUAAUAUGCCCUUGAAUGUCUGACA